Lodderomyces beijingensis is the source of this 1428-nucleotide messenger RNA. Lineage: Eukaryota; Fungi; Ascomycota; Pichiomycetes; Serinales; Debaryomycetaceae. The record is from the annotation of a GenBank genome assembly.
AUGAGUUAUACCGUUGACCAGGUUAGCCAGUGGUUGAACGAAUCAGCUAGCACACUAGAGAAUGCCCAAAAGUUGUGCACGAAAGCGCAGGAACUACUCCACGUCACGUACCAUCAGAUGGCCGAGUUGUUGCCGGACGAAGUGGACACCACGGUGUUUAUGUUUGACUCGUAUCAAAGACAGUUUGAACUGUUGAACAAGAUCGUACUUCUGGUUAGAGAGAACUUGCGGAUCAAAGUGGACAAAGCGGUCACCAAGAUCGAUUCGGUGCUCAAGUCGCAGUUGGAAGAAUUGAACAAGGUCAUCAAACAAUUGAGCAAUACCGAGGUGCCGUCGUUUCUACAGACGGAUGAAAUUGAAAGCAAGCGUCUAAUUGAUUUUGUAGCCAUUGAGCAAACCGUGUUGCUCCAGCAGAACAUUGACAUCUACAAGUUAAACUGUCAAAAAAUCCGAAAUCUCCUAAACAAACACUUCCAAUCUGAGUUACAGGAUAGAUACCUGGCGUUUCAAAAACUGCACGGCCCCAUAGUAAAGGGGUAUGAAGGUUUAGACCCGGUCCGGUUUGAAUUAAAGUCGGCACAGGGAAACUUGUUAGAAUCAAAGGGCCAGAUUGGAGUCAUUCUAAGAGAGAACCAGUCGCUAGAGAAGGAGUUGGUGUCGAUGUUGCAAAUGUUUACAAACCAUUACGACCAAUGCACAAAAGCUGUAGAGUUGUUGUCCACUGAAACCAGUGGAAUCACCGUCAAUUUGGAGGUUUUGGAGGUGGAUGCACAAGAACUUGGGGACGUUUUCAAAGAAUUGAAAGCUGUGUGCGAUAUUAUAGAACGAAAUGCCACCAGGUCAGAGAAAUUGUACUCUAAUUACUGCAGCUACGUUGACAACAGUAUCAGCCACAUGAAGGAGGAGUUGAACAAGUUUAGAGAUUUCAAAACAAGAUCCGUGCCGCAAUUUUUGGCGUUGGAAAGUCGAUGUCAGGAGGUUAUCAAAACAAGCUCGAUAGCAGAUGCAGAGUUGCAGAACUUGCCGCCGUGCGAGAUCUACGCCGAGACUGUGAAACAGCUCACGUCCCACUACAGACAGUUUUUGGAGAUUUACAAGACAAACUAUUUGACAGAGCUCCAUCACGAGCAGUUUUUGUAUCCGAAAAAGUUUCUCAAACGGGUUGGAGAGUUUUUGAAUGAGGAUCUAUAUAGGAUGCAGUUGGACGAAACAGCGCAUCGGAAAAAAUGGUUGUCCAAGUACGGUGAUUUCAUUCCAAAAGAAUGGAAACUACCGGGAGAGCAAGAGUUGCCCAUGGUGGUCCAGGUGGUCACGGAAGGCUUGGAGCAUAUACAAAGCACCGAGGGCGUUGAAGGGUUUAACGAAGGAGAGGAGAAGAAGUUGUUGGCCUUGAUGCGAGGGUUGCGUGAUACCACCAACCCGCAAUAA